GAGUACGCUGCGGCUACUGUUGUUGUGGCCGAGAAACACCGGUCCCUGGGUGACAGGGCAGUAUGGAGUCUGUGUAUGUUUCAGUUUUAUUGAAAUAUGAAAAUCAGAUGAACGUCUUGUCGGAUUACCUGGAUAUAGAAGAGCUUCCUGAUAUAGAUGAACCAGUCUCCAUCCUGGGAAGGCAAUAUGACACCAAAACAGAAAAAUGUCAGCUGUUAUCAGAUAUAACUUCCCGCUUGUGGUUUACAUACAGAAAGAAGUUUUCUCCUAUUGGAGGAACGGGCCCCUCCUCUGAUUCAGGCUGGGGCUGUAUGCUGAGAUGUGGCCAGAUGAUGUUGGCACAAGCUUUAAUAUGUCAGCACUUAGGAAGGGAUUGGAGAUGGGAGAAACACAAGCAACAAACAAAAGAAUAUUACCAAAUCCUGCAUUGUUUUCAAGACCGAAAAGAUUGUUGUUACUCCAUUCAUCAAAUGGCACAGAUGGGGGUAGGAGAAGGCAAGUCCAUAGGAGAAUGGUUUGGACCAAACACAGUGGCUCAGGUAUUAAAAAAACUUGCUUUGUUUGAUGAAUGGAAUUCAUUAGCAGUCUAUGUAUCCAUGGAUAACACUGUGGUUAUUGAAGAUAUCAAAAAAAUGUGCAGGUACCAGCCUCACCACGAUGCUGCAGGCCAAGGUGGCUCCACCUAUAGAAACGCGUGGAGCAGAUGUACCGACACAUCAGGGCAAUCUUCAGGAUGGAGGCCGCUGCUGCUUAUUGUGCCUCUGCGACUGGGAAUAAACCACAUCAAUCCUGUUUACGUUGAUGCUUUUAAAGAAUGUUUUAAAAUGCCACAAUCUCUGGGAGCAUUGGGAGGAAAACCAAACAACGCCUACUAUUUCAUAGGCUUUUCAGGAGAUGAGCUGAUCUACCUGGAUCCUCACACCACGCAGCUCUUUGCUGAUACAGAGGAAGCUGGAGGUGCAGUGCAGGACCAUACCUAUCACUGCCAGAAAGGCCCAAACAGAAUGAAGAUCUUGAAUCUGGACCCUUCUGUGGCAUUAGGUUUCUUUUGUAAAGAAGAGACGGAUUUUGACCUAUGGUGUGGUGUUGUAGAGAAGGAAAUCCUAAAAAAGCAGAGUCUGCGAAUGUUUGAACUGGUGCCAAAGCAUCCCCCUCACUGGCCUCCUUUUAUACCUCCAGAGAAACCAGAAGUGACCACUACAGGCGCGGAACUAAUUGAAUCUACCGAUAAACUGUUUGACAUGGAAGAAGAGUUUGAGAUCUUGAGUGUUUGAGAUCUCUUGGUCCGGGUGCCACUAACUUUUCACAUCACUCAGUCACGCUUUUCUAACCAGGAAGUGCCUCAAACCCAAUGGAGAACAGAGCACAAGAGACUUGUUUCCUGGAGCGGGUAAAACAAAAUCUCAUGGAAAACCGUUACCCCUUCUGCUUCUUGUGUGCUUCUGGCUGACCACACAACAUACUAUGUGUUUACAGUUUAACCCCUUGUGUCUUAAAAGGGUUAAUGCAGUUGGCUUUGAGACUUUUGAAAUGUAGGAAUGAAGCCUGUGCAGGCUGUUGGACUCACUGAAAGCAUUAACGCAGUGCUUUUGUAGCAGCAAAAAGGUUCAAUAUUUCCUUUUUGCCAAUACUCCAAAAAUAAAUCUGUACUUUUUUCAAUUAGCACUUUCAAUUCUGGAAAUAUUAGGCAUCUUCAUGAAAGAUUUGUAGCAGUUUCCUUACAUUUAUGUAACAUGAGUAUUUGUUUUAUAUUGUUUAUAUGGACGUAACACAUGACACUGCCAAAUAGAACUUAAAGACAUACAGUCGUGUUCCUCAUACAGCUCCAAGCUGACAUUCUGUUAUAUGUACUAAGAUUUGUGUACUACCAAUCCAAUAGCAAGUUUUGAUGGUAAUCCUUUUUUAAAAAAAAAAUCAUAUUAUAACCUUUAUCAUUACUGUACCUCCUUUGGUUCCCCCUGAUGCAUAUUUUAUGUGUCUUUAUGGGGUAUUGUGCAACAGGUUUUUGUUAUAUAUAUUUUUUUAAUUACAAUAAACAAGUCAGUAAAAAGACAGGAAAAUAGUAGUUAAAUGUACUUGUUUAUACAGAAAACAAUGCUGUUCUGCCAGUAUAUAAAUGCAGUUACAUAUAAGAUAAUGUUAAUAAUAUUUUCCUCUUGGAUAAAUGACAGUGUCACUUUCAAUGUGUUACACCAUGUAGUAAGAUUUUAACUAUACAAGUGUAUGCUAAUACAAAUACCCUCGAACAAUGUAUUAUCUUUUAAUGUUGUUACUUCUCUCAGAUGUCUAAAAAUGCAAUUCUUUUAAUGGUUGAUAAGUAUUGGUCUUUUUACAUAUGUAUCUGUCAGAAUAAGUUUGUGACAAUCACCUGUGUUUGACUUUUGCAAGAUUUAUUUAAACAAACACAAAGCAAUAUAUACAUUAUAUAUAUAUAUAUAUAUAUAUAUAUAUAUAUAUAAAAUCACCAUGAGUGUUUAAAUUUAAGAAGUACUUUGAAACCAGCCACCAUUGUAAUUCAUUAAAAUGCACUGAAUGCUUGUUUUACUCAUAAGAUAUCCAACGUAUUUGUUUAAUCAGUAAUGUUUCCUUUUGUAAUAAUAUGCAAAAUGCACCUUUGUAUUCCUUUGUUAUAUACUUAUGGUUUUACCCUCUUUUUUUGUUUUAUUUAUUUUUAAAUACAAUAGAUUUAUACUCA
Molecule: messenger RNA, 2695 nt
Organism: Bombina bombina (fire-bellied toad)
Lineage: Eukaryota; Metazoa; Chordata; Amphibia; Anura; Bombinatoridae
Gene: ATG4A
Product: autophagy related 4A cysteine peptidase
Exons: 13
Coding region: 63-1274 (403 amino acids)
Molecular function (GO): protein-phosphatidylethanolamide deconjugating activity
Source: RefSeq, a predicted model, not a curated record